GGCGGCUCGGACAAGGGCCCGGACGGGAACCGCAUCGACUCGAUCCCGAUCGCGAACGGCGUGAUCAAGGCCGGCGGGGCGUGCGACAUGCUCCUGUACGACUACACGGACCACGCGGGCUUCGAGGCGACGAUCGAGAAGUACGACGCGCUCAUCGUCCGCAUCAACCCCGGCCAGCUGUCCCAGAUCCCGGGCGUCGACGGCGUCCAGGCCAAGUUCGACGCGACGAUGAACGCGUUCGUCGGCAAGGGCAAGCCCGUCUGGUCGAGCCCCGGCGUCCAGCAGAAGAUGGGCGCCAAGGACGCUCUCUGCAAGAUCGCCAACAUGGGCUGCGGCCUCGUCGACACGUUCGCGUACUACGACGCGGAGACCCUCGAGACCCAGUUCAAGAAGACGAUGGCGUUCCAGCCGCGCGUGGUCAAGCAGAACCGCGGCUCGGCGGGCGAGGGCAUCUGGCUGUGCUGGAUCGCUAACGCGACCAAGGACGGCAUCAUCCCCGACAUCGAGUACCCGUCGAAGACGUUCGGGGCCGAGUCGCUCGGCGACGACGUCAUGCUCAAGCUCAUGGAGAUGAACGACAACCACGUCGAGUACCACACGGUGAAGGAGUUCCUCGUGUUCUGCGGCGGCGCGGCGGCCGGCGGCCAGCUCGUCGACCAGCGGCUCCUGCCCCGCAUCUCCGAGGGCGAGGUCCGCGUCCUCAUGGCGGGCGACACGUGCCAGAUGAUCAUCCACAAGAAGCCCGAGGGCGGCCUGUCGGCGGUCGGCGGCAACUCGGCGUACACGUACUACGAGCCGUCGGACCCGCUCUACGCGGACCUCCUGACGAAGCUGACGACGGACAUCAAGAACGGCCUGAUGGACGUCCUCGACCUCAAGGGCGAGGCGCUCCCGCUGCUCUGGACGUGUGACUACAUCCCGAAGAACCCCGAGGGCUGGUCGAAGACGGAGAACGCGUGCGACAUGGAGACGGAAUACGUCGUCGGAGAGUUCAACUGCUCCUGCGUCGGC
This is a messenger RNA of Aureococcus anophagefferens, 1011 nucleotides long. RefSeq lists its product as hypothetical. The annotation marks the transcript as partial. NCBI's taxonomy places the organism in Eukaryota, Pelagophyceae, Pelagomonadales, Pelagomonadaceae. The transcript is spliced from 2 exons. The record is from RefSeq and is a predicted model, not a curated record.